ACGUAUUUUGACAUUGGUUUAUGUAUCUCUAACAUUAAAAGUUAAUUUAUUAAUUAUUAUAAUACGUCAUUUAAAGCAAUUCAAAAAUGUGAAGGACAACAAUUAUUAACUAUUUAUCUUAUCAUUUCUACGUAUAUCACGUUUGAUCAGUAUCAAAUACAAAUAGUGCUGCACUUAUAUGGAUUAAAUAAUUUAAAUGAACCCUCUUUUGAAUAAUUUCAGCUACCAUGGGUGCCACAAAGACCAUCAAUUUAAUUUACAUAAUUUCUUUUAUGGACUUAUUUGCUGUUGGAUUAACAUUUCCUCUAUUUGGUAAUUAUUUGAGAGACCUGGGGGCGUCACAUACCACUAUAGGAUUAAUUUCUUCAGCAUAUUCUGCAAUUCAAGUUUUGUCGGGACCUCUCAUAGGUAGUUGGAGUGAUAUUAGAGAUAGGAGAACUGUUUUAAAAUGGACUCUAUUAAUGUGUGCAGGAUGUUAUGGUCUUUUAGGAACAACAAAGUCAAUUGUUUUUAUACUUUUACUGAGGUUUCUCUUAGGUGUAGUCAAACAUACUCAAAGUAUCUGUAAAGCUGUGAUAACUGAUUUGGUUUCUCCAGAGGAACAAAAUGACAUUUUCGGAAAAUCUGCUUCAGUUGCUUCAUUAGGAUUUAUUGUUGGACCAUUUGUUGGAGGAAAUCUAUCGGAGUUAAACCAUGGAUUCACAUAUGUGUGCAUACUUACUGGAUUACUCUUUAUUAUUAAUUAUGUUUGUGCCUGUUAUCUACCAGAAAAUACCAAAGGAAGCAAACCACAAAACUCAACCAACAACGCCAUUGGCUGGCAAACCAUCACAGCUGAAUUCAAAAAAUCUGUUAAUGAAAUAGUGUCUAUUGAUUGGAAGGUUCAUUGGGAUACCUUCCUUCUAAAAUUUCUCUUAGGUUUGACCAUAACAGUGUACUUUUCAAAUCAAGCCAUUUAUUUACGAGAAACAUUCCAAAUGUCCCAGAAACACAUUGGAUAUAUGAUCUCUUUGUUCAGUACAAUAGGAAUGAUAUCUGGAUUGUGUCUAAAAAAAGUGGAUAGUUUCUUAAAUAACGUGGAUGUGUACGCAAAGAUGGGUGUAUGGUUUGGAGUUUUAGCCCUCUGUUUCAUAGCAAUGUACCUAUCCCCGAAUUUUGUAGUGUUUAUGUUUUUCCUCGCACCACUCUCUCUGGCGGCCACAGCCAUGAGAGUUGCCAGCAUGGAAUUGAUGUUCAAGAAGACAGAAGCCUUGCAUCGAGGAUCACUGUCUGGAGCUUCGAACAGUGUUAUGUCAGUGGCGAGGUUUAUGACUCCCUUGUUUACUGGGAUCACUAGUGACAUUUUUAGUGAGAAAUCUGUGAUGUUAAUAGCAGUUUUUCCUGCUAGCAUAGGAAUGUUUGUUAGUUUAUACACAAAGAGAAAAUAUGAUAAAACUGUUAAAAAUAAAUAGUAUUUUGUUGUU
Molecule: messenger RNA, 1463 nt
Organism: Diabrotica balteata
Lineage: Eukaryota; Metazoa; Arthropoda; Insecta; Coleoptera; Chrysomelidae
Source: the annotation of a GenBank genome assembly